Molecule: messenger RNA, 942 nt
Organism: Pecten maximus
Lineage: Eukaryota; Metazoa; Mollusca; Bivalvia; Pectinida; Pectinidae
Product: ankyrin repeat domain-containing protein 50-like
Exons: 12
Coding region: 1-942 (313 amino acids)
Molecular function (GO): protein binding
Source: RefSeq, a predicted model, not a curated record
AUGUCUGACGUGAACCAUAUCUUGAAUGUUCCGGCGGCAAGAGGCCAUAGAGAGAUCGUGCAAGUAUUACUGGAUCAUGGUGCCAAGGCAGAUAGGAAUUUUAGCUUGCGUCCUGCGGUGGAAAAAGGCCAUAUAGAGAUCGUACAAUUAUUACUGGAUCAUGGUGCCAAUGCAAAUGAGAACGAUAUCUUGAAUUGUCCGGCGGCAAAAGGCCAUAGAGAGAUCGUGCAAGUAUUACUGGAUCAUGGUGCCAAGGCAGAUAGGGAUUAUAGCUUGAGUUUUGCUGCGGAAAAUGGCCAUAUAGAGAUCGUACAAUUAUUACUGGAUCAUGGUGCCAAUGCAGAUGGGAAGGGUGCCUUGUAUCAAGCAGCGGCAAAUGGCUAUACUGGGAUCGUACAAUUAUUACUGGAUCAUGGUGCCAAGGCAGAUAGGGAUGAUAGCUUGCGUUGUGCGGCGGGAAAUGGCCAUAUAGAGAUCGUACAAUUAUUACUGGAUCAUGGUGCCAAUGCAGAUGGGAACUUUGUCUUGUAUACAGCAGCGGAAAAUGGCUAUACCGAGAUCGUACAAUUAUUACUGGAUCAUGGUGCCAAGGCAGAUAGGAACAAAAUCUUGGAUUGUCCGGCGGCAAAAGGCCAUAGAGAGAUCGUGGAAGUAUUACUGGUUCAUGGUGCGAAGGCAGAUAGUGGCUGUUCCUUGUUUACAGCAGCGAAAAAUGGCUAUACCGAGAUCGUACAAUUAUUACUGGAUCAUGGUGCCAAAGUAGAUAGGGAUCAUAGCUUGCGUUGUGCGGCGAAAGAUGGGCAUAUAGAGAUCGUACAAUUAUUACUGGAUCAUGGUGCCAAUGCAGAUAGGGACUUGAUACUUUUAGAAAGCUCAAUAAGUGAACAAGUUUGUCAAAACAACGUUCUUCAUGCUGUAAUCUUGCUGACCAAUGGCACAUGA